This is a messenger RNA of Ceraceosorus guamensis, 2916 nucleotides long. RefSeq lists its product as hypothetical. NCBI's taxonomy places the organism in Eukaryota, Fungi, Basidiomycota, Exobasidiomycetes, Ceraceosorales, Ceraceosoraceae. The transcript is spliced from 2 exons. The record is from RefSeq and is a predicted model, not a curated record. The coding region runs from base 323 to 2800 and encodes 825 amino acids.
CGUCGACGCGCCUUGGCAGCAAUUAAGCAGCGCCGCGCGAGGGAAAAGCUCGAAGACACCAAAGCAGCCGCGGGUUGGAUUAGGAUCGUACGCGUGUUCCUCUCUCCUCAUCAACACUCAUGCAGACCCCAGGACUCCUUCGUCCCCACUUGGUCAUCCGCAAGCAAGCGACCGACCUCGCGGGCUUGGCAUGCCACUUGCUCUGACCGCUCACUCGCGACAGAUUGCCUCUCGAUCUGCCUUGCCCGUCACUCCCAAUUUCUGCCAACGCUGAUCCGAUAGAAGCGCGCAUAUCAGGUCGUGACGCGACACCUCUGACACGAUGGACUCUCAAGAUGUGGUGGAAGCUCAGCUGGGCGGAGGCAACGCAGAGCCCACGAAGCAGUCAAUGACGCACCAGGAUAAGCAGGCAUAUCCGCUCUCGCAACUGCCUCGAUCACAACCGCUCUCCAUGUUGGAUGCAAACGUAGACGCGGCGCGUCAAGUGCCUACAACUCGCGAGAUACAGACUAAACAAGCGCGAGAUUCGAUAAUGUCCUCGGAUCGAUCUUCCCCGCCGCCAAGCUCGCCGCCGAGCCUUGCUCACGGUCUGUCAAGUCCUCCUUCAAGCGUAUUUGCCCCCAGCUCGCCCUCCAAGCUGGAAGACGCUUCUAGCGCGCCGCCCAAGCCAACCGCAAACGCGCAGGAGACGUCGGCUAGCGAGCCACAUGCCACCAUCGGUUUUGGCCUGAGUGAGACGUGCUCAGGAGGCAGGACAUCUGUGGAUUCGCUUGCUGGCAUGCGCUCUCUACCGCCCCAAGACCCAGCCGGCGCGCCCUCUCUACUUCUUCUAGGCUCAUACGAUCAUGCCCUCCUGCUCGGCCGCACGAAACAAGGUCCUGACGGCUCCUCGCCCGUGCCGCCUCCUCUGCCCCUGUCAAGCAAAGGCUUGGGGGCCAAGCCCGCCCAAUUCGUUCCUUUGCCGAGCAGUGCACGGCACGUGUCCAGAGUCCACGCCAUCGUAGAGUGGCUGCCUUUCCCCACUUCAAAGUCCAGCGCGUCAAGUGACCAAAAGGGACCCUUAUCUUCUUCGCCUCCGUCCGAUACCGGUUGCUUUAUUAUCCGCAUUCUGGGCCAAAAUGGCUUGGUAGUGGACGGCAAAAGGCGUAGAGAAGGGCAAGUCAUUCGACUGCGACCCGCUCGGUACAGUCUCAAGACCAGCACGGGGGGCGAAAAGGAAGCAGCCGCAAGGUCCGUGACGCCCUCCGCGUCUGGCGAGGAAGGCUCCCAAUUGGAUUUCUUCGGCACUGCUCUGCGCUUUGCUAUCGAUGAUCGAGCAAAGCCGCCGAUAUCGGCACGCAAAAGCUCGUCCAACACUAUUGGUCGCACUCCACCGCUUCCCGCUCACAAAAAGACGAAUGGAAGCAGCCCGCGAAAACCCCACGCGCCGUUGCGAAGCUCGCAGCUUAGGAUCAGUAGCAGCUCCAGCGACGCUAGUGCCAGUGGUAGCGGCAGCGAUUCGGAGGGCGAAAAGAUGACGCCCAGCUCGCCCCUACCUGCAUCUCCCACGCGGCAGACCAACCGAGGCAGACUGAACACGGCACCUGCGAAAUUGUCGCUCGGCAAUGUUCAGCUUGUGGACGUCGAUGAGGCGGAGCAGCCUAGACACAGUCACGCAAGCGAAGCUAAGGACGGAACACAGCCACAAGGCGCAAAGCGCACCAGACCACCAGCCCUUGCAGAGGAUAACCAAAGCGGUGUAUCCUCUAGCGAUAGCGAGCUGUCAGAAGCCGAAUCAGAUCGCGCAACUGCGCCGCGGGAGAAUCUAAGCGAUGCGCAAGCAGCCACUGCGAAGCCAACGGGCACUCGACAGAAGAAGCGCGCGCGGUUUGUUCUUCCUGCGUCUGAACCUACGAGGGAUACGAGCCUCUCUUCCGGCGCUCCUCGACGCUCUUUGCGCGCUGCCGCUCAGACGACGGAGGUGAUGCCAGGAUCGCGCUCGGCUUCUCCAAGCGGUGCGCAGGGUCCCAGCUCCGUGAGCUUGGCACGCAAUUGCAUUGCAGCUUUGGCACCUUCGUACGACAUUGAUGGCCUGUUGGCCAGCGCCAUCGUCUUCCACCGAACGGCUACCAUUUCAGCUACGGAAGCGUGUCGCUCUGUGCUAUCUUCUACGCCAGGUCUGUUGCGCGGACAAGUAGGACCGCGAGCCCCGGUCACUGUCUCUGCUUCUGCAGACGUCGAUGUCGCAAGCUCUACCGUCGUGCUCUCGGCGGGUCAAGUGCAUCCCGAUUGGCCAUCGAGCGAAGCAGGACAGAGCUUUGAACGAUUCGCUCGCAAAGCCUGGGUGGAGCUGCUCGAGUCCGUUUUGCACUCUCCAGACGCCCCGCAGUUUGGCACGAUUCAGCGAGCGGGCAAGGACUCGGCGGGAAAUCCGCUCGAGAAUUGGUUUUACUACGAUAAAGAGAAGGACGGGGACAGGGAUAGAGCGGAAAGCUUGGGCGCCUUUGUCAAGCCUAUUCGUCAGGCUCUCAAGACGCAAAAGGCAGUCUUUUGGAAAAAGAGCGCCUAUGGACACGUCACUUCGGCUACCGCGAUUCCAUUUGCAGGAACCGAAUCACAAGUCGGCUCCUCCAGCCCCAUGUCUGUCCUCGCACCACUCACCAACUCGAAUGUGCGCAACGACGCUUCUUCGGACAAUGCGGAAGCGCAAGGAAUACCGGCAAAGGCAGUCGCGCACUCGAACGCUUGGGAAGAAACUCAACCUGAAGAACGCGAAUCUACGUGGGACAGAGAGGGCGACAUGGAUUACAAGGGCGUUUGAGAGCGAAAUCCCCUCUGCCUUCUCCGUUCGCUCCCUUUGUCCUCUUCUUAGGCCCAUCACAUCCUACACAGAAUCGGAAUGAACGUCAUCAGCACUUAUCCCCACACUUUGAAUGC